CCACCCCAUGGAGUAAAUGGAGAUUAGUCUGUGCAUUUGAAUUUUCAUGAUGAAUGUAUUCACUAAUGAGGCUAAUUAUUAUCAGGUUGCAAUUGGUUUAUAAAAAUAUUACCAGUCACUUUACUGACCAUUACUGACUGAUCCAUCAUGUCUUUCGUAGAACUACAAUGGCAGAACUUUGCUUUAGACCUGUUAUUACUUAUAGCUAGUGAGAUCCUUAUUCGUUUCCUAUAUUCAGAUUACAGACAUCGAUUCAGUACUCUCUUACUGGUUCAGCUAAUGUCACUUGUUAUUUUCUGUCUAGUAGUCAUGGCUUUUCAUCACUUUCCAUUAUUGCUAGUACUCUUUUUACCUUUAAUAGCAAUACGUUGUGUCAAAGGGAUCCUAGAUAAGAGAAAAGAAGCCAUAAAAGGAGUUAAAGUGAGCAAACCGUUGAAAUAUGCCAAGAGAAGCAGUGAGGGUACUGGUAUUGAGGAACCACAGUAUUUUCAUUUAAGUACAGACUUAACUCGUCGACCAGUUAAUGUAGCUCAGUAUGGUAAUCAUUCAGACACUCAUAGUACACGUAUGUACAACAUGUACCCUCACCCUGUCAGGAAAAUGGACUCAACUCCUACCAGGGUACAAAACGAAGCUGAAAGAAGACUGCAACCAACCAGUUCUCCAUAUUUAACUGUGAAGGUAUCCCCAAGAUCGUCUCCUGUUAGCAGAGUGGGCUAUAUGUACCAAAAGUCUGCUUUAUCUUCAAAUACAAGUACUUUACAAAAGUACUAUCCAUCUCCAACAAGAACUUUAUUGCCAACUCUACCUUUCUCAUCGUCUACACAUGAUAAUACGACACUAGUGGCAUCUAGUGGGCUUCCGUUUAAUACUCCGCCAUAUUCAAACAUGAAUUCCGUACCCUCUUUGAUUGCUACUAGAUCACAAUCCAAACCGCCUGGUCUUAGCAAUACUGGUAAUAUUUGCUUUUUAGUUUCUGUUAUCCAUUGUCUAGCCGGGAUUGAAGGGUUUGUGUCUCUGCUCCUACAGUUCCCUACCCCUCAAAAGAAAUCUGACAAUAAUCUUAUUUCUUCUUUGCAGUUGGUCAUUCAACAGUGUCAGAAUUGGAGUCUGAGUAGCAUCAAACCUAACAAGCUUCUGCUCGCUAUCUCAUCUCUAGCUCCUCAUCUCGUUACUAUUCAUGGUCAAAGCCAACAAGAUGCGGGUGAAUUUUUAUUGUGGCUUUUGGAUGCUCUUCAUGAAAUGCACAAAAAAGCAACUAAAGUUGACAUGACUGAAGAGAAACAGAGUCUGAUUGCUCGACUAAAAAGUGAAAAAGAUACUAUACAAUCCUUAGAGAUGAGAUCUGAUGAUAUUGAAACUUAUCGUGAUAAACUGAUAAAACUCUCAUCAGUCGACUAUUCUAUUCUUGAGCAAGAGAAUAUGUCAUCAAUAUACAAGAUGUGUUGUGGCCAACUAUUUGAAGCACGUGAAUGCCAACAGUGUAAAAGAGUGUCUACCAAUAUUGAGUAUUAUACAAUACUUACAUUACCUGUGCCACAAAACACUAACAGUGACAUCCGGCUCUGCUUUGAACUUUUUAGUCAGAUAGAGAGUUUGAAUCAUUCACAUAACAUGUUUCGUUGCACUUGCACCAUCAAAGAAUCAGAUUUUCCAACUUCUGGCAGUAGAUUAGCCUGCCUUAGCUAUCUGCCAUCACAUCUCAUCAUUCAACUCGCACGUUUUUCAUAUGAUUACGCUCGCAAACAAGCACUUAAGAAUCAAACACCAGUUGUCUUUCCUGUCACUGGUCUAGAUUUGUCUUCUUUUACACUCAACUCUAAACUAAAAGCUCCUCUAGAUGCUAGCCAGCCAACUUUGUAUGAUUUGUGUGGGUUUUGUGUUCACACUGGUGCACGUACCACUAGCUAUGGCCACUAUAUUGCUUAUAGCAAGGCUAAAGAUGGAGCCUGGUAUCGCUUUGAUGACAACUAUGUCUCACUAGUCAACGAUAUUGAAAAAGAAAUCAAGCAACCUUUUGUUUCACAAAAUACUUAUUUAAUAUUUUACAAAGCUAAAAGACACUGAACAUAAAAAUAAUAAUAAUGACAAUAAUAAUAAUAAUGACAAU
Amphimedon queenslandica is the source of this 2110-nucleotide messenger RNA. Its product is annotated as ubiquitin carboxyl-terminal hydrolase 15-like. NCBI's taxonomy places the organism in Eukaryota, Metazoa, Porifera, Demospongiae, Haplosclerida, Niphatidae. Gene Ontology annotation, biological process: protein deubiquitination. The transcript is spliced from 2 exons. Gene Ontology annotation, molecular function: cysteine-type deubiquitinase activity. The record is from RefSeq and is a predicted model, not a curated record. The coding region runs from base 148 to 2067 and encodes 639 amino acids.